Haliaeetus leucocephalus (bald eagle) is the source of this 2883-nucleotide messenger RNA. It is a transcript of the gene PDXDC1, whose product is annotated as pyridoxal-dependent decarboxylase domain containing 1. Gene Ontology annotation, molecular function: carbon-carbon lyase activity; pyridoxal phosphate binding. The transcript is spliced from 23 exons. Gene Ontology annotation, cellular component: intracellular membrane-bounded organelle. The coding region runs from base 72 to 2444 and encodes 790 amino acids. NCBI's taxonomy places the organism in Eukaryota, Metazoa, Chordata, Aves, Accipitriformes, Accipitridae. Gene Ontology annotation, biological process: carboxylic acid metabolic process. The record is from RefSeq and is a predicted model, not a curated record.
CGUGGAGCCGGCCGGGGCUGAGGCGGAAGUGCCCGGUGGGGAGGCGGCGCGCACCGGGGACCCCGCCGGCUAUGGACGCCUCUCUGGAGAAGAUGGUUGACCCUACUCUAGCAGAAAUGGGAAAGAAUCUGAAUGAAGCAAUGAAGAUGCUAGAAGACAAUCAAAGAAAAGCAGAGGAAGAAAAUGAAAAGAAGUAUGCACGGAAGGAUAUUCCUGGACCACUCCAAGGCAGUGGCCAGGAUAUGGUGAGCAUACUUCAGUUAGUUCAGAACCUAAUGCAUGGAGAGGAGGAAGAGGAAACUUCACAGGCCUACCGACUUCAAAAUGUUGGUGAACAGGGUCACAUGGCUCUACUGGGACAUAGUUUGGCUGCUUAUAUAUCAGUGCUAGACAGGGAAAGACUGAGAAAACUUACAACAAGGAUCCUUUCUGAUACUACUCUCUGGCUCUGCAGGCUUUUCAGAUAUGAAAAUGGAUCAGCAUAUUAUCAUGAAGAUGAUCGUGAAGGUCUCCUAAAAAUCUGUCGACUUGUUAUUCACACACGCUAUGAAGAUUAUACAAUAGAAGGAUUUAACGUGCUAUAUACUAAGCAGCCUGUCAUAUACAUUAGUUCUGCAGCUAGAACAGGCUUGGGCCAAGCUCUCUGCAAUCAGCUAGGGUUACCCCUUUCUUGCAUGUGCCGUGUGCCUUGUAACACUAUGUUUGGAUCUCAACACCAAAUGGAUGUUGCUUUGUUGGACAGAGUGAUUAAAGAUGAUGUUGAGUCUGGAAAACUGCCUUUGUUGCUUGUGGCCAAUGCUGGGACACCAGGUGCUGGGCACACAGAUAAACUUGGCCGACUGAAGGAACUUUGUGAGCAGUAUAAUAUGUGGCUCCAUGUAGAAGGUGUGAAUUUGGCAACUUUGGCUUUGGGUUAUGUCUCCUCUUCUGUACUGGCUGCUACAAAAUGUGACAGCAUGACUCUUACUCUGGGUUCCUGGCUGGGUCUUCCGGCUGUACCUGCAGUGACACUCUACAGACAUGAGGAUCCAUCUUUGUCCUUAGCAGCUGGGCUGACAUCGAGUCAGCCUGUAGAGAAGCUCCGUGCCCUGCCACUGUGGCUCUCCUUGCAGUACCUGGGCCAUGAUGGGAUUGUGGAGAGGAUAAAGCAUGCCUCACAACUAAGUCAAAGGUUGCUGGAAAACUUGAAAAACCUGGAUUUCAUUAAAACUUCGGUUGAAGAUGAACUGAGUUCACCAGUGGUGGUUUUCAAGUUCUUCCGGGAAUAUUCAAAUAGAGAUCAAACCUCACAUGCUGCACAGGCCUCAACUAUUCAGCACCCCAUAAUAAGCAACGAAAGAUACAUUUAUGACACUUUCAAUCAGUGGCUAGGAGAGCAGCUGGCACAGCUGGUCCCUGCCAGUGGAGUUGAUGUGGUAGAACUGGAAGAUGAAGGCACGUGUGUGCGUUUUAGCCCACUAAUGACUUCUGCAGUUUUAGGAACUGAAAUACAAGAUGUUGAUCAGUUAGUAGACUGCUUGAAAAUGAAGAUACCAGUAUUGACAAGUACACUGCAACUGAGAGAGGAAUUUGAGCAAGAAGUGAGAAGAACAGUAGGCCUGUUGUAUGUUGAAGAUCUUAGUUGGCCAGGAUUAGGUGUUGUAAGAUACAACUAUCACAGUGAUGGGAAGAAUGAUGACAAACAAGAAAAAGAACUAGAAAAAAUCAAUACAGAACUUCUGAAAAAAUUAAAUGAGCUGGAGUCGGAUCUCACUUUUUCUUUGGGUCCGGAGUUUGGAGGGCAGAAGAACUGUGUUUAUAUUGGCAUGGUAACUGAGGAUCUGGAUGUGUCGGAGUUAGUUGAAACUAUUGCAGCAACAGGCAGAGAAAUUGAAGAAAAUUCACGACUGUUGGAAAACAUGACGGAAGUCGUUAGAAAAGGGAUACAGGAAGCACAACUUCAGCUUCAGAAAGCAAAUGAAGAACGACUUCUGGAAGAGGGACUGCUACGACAAAUACCUGUAGUAGGCUCUGUGCUGAACUGGUUUUCUCCAUUCCAAGCCUCACCAAAGGGAAGAACAUUUAAUUUAACAGCAGGUUCUCUAGAAUCUACAGAAUCUACAUAUGUAUCAAAAGCCCAAGGAACAGGCACUACUCCACCACCAACUCCUACUUCCAGCCUUGCAAAGCAAAGACUUCCUGGUCAGAAAAUUUUUAAAAGGUCUCUAAGAAGUUCUGAUGCAUUCAGUGAGACCAGUUCAGUCAGCCACUGUGAUGAUCUGGAGAAGGUGGAUCAGAGACCCCCAGCUCUAUUCCCUGGCCAAGAGCAGGGAUCUUUGGAGACAGAAAAAGCAGAGGAGCAGAAGGAGGUGGCACAGGCAACAAAGACAGACACUGAGGACAUUCAAAGUGACAAAUUGCCACGUGACUGCACGAAGGUAGAGGAACAAGACGGUCAGAGAUAAAAUCCAGCCUGUGGCUUUCAGACUGGGCUGAGGAAGCCUGUGCCCUGGGAGGCAGGGUAUUAAUGAAGCAUUUAAAAUGUGAACAGUGCCACACACUAGUACAGUAAUAACUACUGUAACUUAUUAACUGGGAUUUUGCACAAAUAUAAAUUCCCCCCAUGGGACAGAGAUUUGUCUUACCGUACACUUGUUACAGUUGCUUUAAUCCUCUCUACAUGUUGGUGUCACCAAAGUACUAGUGAAAUUUAUUAAGUGCUCAUAAACAUUUGUAAAAACAAUUGGCAGUUAUCCUUCCUAUAGCAAUCUAAGCAUGAUAAUAGUUGCUAACUAACCAAUCAGCCAUACACAGGAUUAAGAAUACAGUUGCACCCAAUAAUUGUAAAAUGAUCUUACUUUAUGUUACUACACUUUAAAAAAAAAAAACCUGCCAAUUGUUCAC